Messenger RNA from Heteronotia binoei (common prickly gecko), 1023 nucleotides. It is a transcript of the gene GPR65, whose product is annotated as G protein-coupled receptor 65. Bases 1 to 1023 code for a protein of 340 amino acids. NCBI's taxonomy places the organism in Eukaryota, Metazoa, Chordata, Lepidosauria, Squamata, Gekkonidae. Gene Ontology annotation, molecular function: G protein-coupled receptor activity. The record is from RefSeq and is a predicted model, not a curated record. Gene Ontology annotation, biological process: G protein-coupled receptor signaling pathway. The transcript has a single exon. Gene Ontology annotation, cellular component: membrane.
AUGUGUGUUAUAGAGCACCGGCUAGAUAAACAUUUGUUUCCUGCUCUUUACGGCAUUUUGGUUAUCAUUAGUAUUCCCACCAACAUUGCAUCUCUUUAUGUAUCUUGUUGCCAGGUGAAGAAAAAAAAUGAACUAGGAAUCUAUCUCUUCAGUUUAUCUUUAGCGGAUCUGCUAUAUACCCUAACCCUGCCUCUGUGGAUUUAUUAUGCUCAGAAUGAGGACAACUGGACUCUUUCUUCACACCUUUGCACAGCUUCUGUUUUCCUCACAUAUCUGAAUUAUUAUACCAGUUCAGGAUUUCUCACCUGCAUUUCCAUCGAUAGAUAUUUAGCCGUGGUUCACCCAAUGAGGUUCCAUUGUCUACGUACAAGAAGAGCUGCAUCCUUUGUUGCUGCUAUGGUUUGGGUCUUUGAAAUUGUAUCAAGCUCUAAGUUUCUGUAUGAAAAAGAAAUAUUUCAAAGAACUUCUAAUGGCAAUAGCCAUACAAACCAUAGUUUUUGUUAUGACACGUAUCCUCUAGAAAACUGGCAAGCCAAAUUUAAUUACUACAGGGUCUGCUUGGGAUAUGCAGUCCCUUUGACUAUCAUGCUGUUCUGCUACCAAAAAAUAUACCAGGCUGUGAAAAAUAAUCAAGCCACAGAAUGCAGGGAUAAAAAGAAAAUCAAAGACUUACUGCUGACCAUUGUCAUUACCUUUUUUUUAUGCUUCACCCCCUAUCACAUUGUGCUACUGCUUCGAAGUAUCUAUGAACCAUGUGAUUGCUCCUUUGCUGAGAGAAUGUAUAAGCCCUAUAGAAUUACAACCGCACUGACAAGUGUAAAUUGUAUACUUGAUCCAAUACUUUAUUGCUUUGUGAGUGAAGCUGGAAGAACAGAUAUUCAGAACAUGUUCAGGGGGUGUUUUUCCGUAAGUCAUAGCGAUGGGAAGCAGUCACAAGAUAUUUCCUUAUCCAGUAGUUCACAGGCCAGAACAGGAAAAAUUCCAGAAUCAGCAACUUUUGGCUUUGCUACAACAAAAAUCUGA